Molecule: messenger RNA, 2011 nt
Organism: Ahaetulla prasina
Lineage: Eukaryota; Metazoa; Chordata; Lepidosauria; Squamata; Colubridae
Gene: METTL15
Product: methyltransferase 15, mitochondrial 12S rRNA N4-cytidine
Exons: 6
Coding region: 750-1949 (399 amino acids)
Biological process (GO): rRNA base methylation
Molecular function (GO): rRNA (cytosine-N4-)-methyltransferase activity
Source: RefSeq, a predicted model, not a curated record
UCAUCAGCCCCUUCGCCCAGCAUACACAUCAUAGAAUAAAUUAGUAUACUAUUUCAGGGAUGUUAAAAAACUAAUAGAAUGUACUAUCUGCUGGUCAUAAUUCUUUCACAUAUUGAUUUGGGACGGCCAAUACGGGAAGAGGACGCUUAGGCAAAAAAAAAAAUUAAAAGGAGUUAAUGCCACGAAGAAAGAGAGCAAAACAUUCUAGCAGACGCUGAACAUGUGCACACCCUACUGUAUACUUAUUUCGGACGCCAGUCCUGCCGAAUUGAUGGGAGUUUUUUCCUCAAUAGAAGAGCGCGUGGUUAAUUGUAAUUUACAACCGGUGCGAAAUUCAAGCAGGUGCGUUUCUAUUUUUGCCUGGAUCUAGCACUUUUCAAACGUGUGGAGAGAGGGGGCCAGAAACGAAUAAUGCCUCGCCCCAUAAAUUUGGAUUCCUUCCACCGAAUCGAGCAAAUGCACCAUAUUUGAUUUAGUUUGUUGCCCUUUUGGGAAAGCGGAACUGAAAGCGGGCGAGGCUUUGUUGCAAGGGGGGAAGCCUUUUGGCAGCCCACCUGCCUCCGCCAGUUGCAACGAAGAACCUAAAGAGGCGGAAACCUCGUCUAACGCCUCGAAGACCGCCUUAGAAUGAUGUCUUCCUAAAACCUAGGACGGGUGAGACAGGCAAUCGCUUGGGGAGAAAAGAUUGUAAAUGUACUAAUUUGUUACUAGUAUUUGCACCCUGUCCUUCAAGCAACUUUGUCUCCAACAUGCAUUGGCUUCCUUGUUUACAAAAAAUCUGCAAUCAAUUUACUUUGCAUACUUUCAUUCCAAGUUGUUUAGGUAUGUCAGUAAAAUGCAUACAUUCUUCAUUAACAAGUACAUGUGAAGCUGAAAAAUCAUUGCAUUUCAGUAUUAGUGAAAACUUACAGGAUGAAAUACACAGCGAAGAAAGUCAAGAAUUACAUAAGUCAGUUAUGGUAGAAGAAGUUAUUGAAUUUUUAGCACCUCAAAAAGAACAGCAUAUUCUUGAUAUGACCUUUGGAGCAGGAGGUCACACAAAUGCAAUUUUACAAAAGGCAAAGGGUAUUAAAAUAUACACACUCGACAGAGAUCCCACAGCUUAUGAAUUAGCUCAACAGCUUUCUGAAUCUUAUCCGCAACAGAUACAGCCUCUUCUAGGAUCAUUUAGUCAAGCAGAAGCCUUAUUAACAUCUUCUGGAGUACAGCCAGCGAGUUUAGAUGGUAUUCUUUUGGAUGCCGGUUGCUCUUCUUUGCAGUUAGAUACUCCAGAAAGAGGUUUUUCCCUAAAAAAGGAUGGCCCGUUGGAUAUGAGGAUGGACGGUGACAGGUAUCCUGACACGCCCACUGCUGCUGAUGUUGUGAAUGCUUUAGAUCAACAGGCACUUGCGUCCAUCCUGAAAACAUAUGGGGAGGAGAAGCAUGCCAAAAAAAUAGCUUCAACAAUUGUUCAGGCACGCAGCAUCUAUCCCAUCACCAGAACGCGGCAGCUUGCCAGCAUUAUUGCAGGUGCUUUUCCAGAAACCAUUUUAUAUGCUCGAAAAGACAAACUUUCAAGACCAGCACACAUAGCUACCAAAACUUUUCAAGCCUUGCGCAUAUUCGUCAACAAUGAGCUCCAUGAACUCUAUGAAGGUUUGAAGGCAGCUGAACGUUUUCUAAAACCUGGGGGAAGACUUGUAGCAAUUACUUUCCAUUCUUUAGAAGAUCGUAUUGUCAAAAGAUUUCUGCAUGGGGUAGACAUUUCAGAAAGGUUCAAUCUUAGUGUAAGGCAGAAGAUCAGGAGAGCAAGAAUGGACUUGUUAGAAGGAGAGGACGAAUCACUUGGUGAAAAUUGUAGUUCAAAAUGGAAGCUUAUAGAAAAGAAAGUGCUCACUCCCCAGGAUACCGAAAUUAAAAACAAUCCCAGGGGACGCUCAGCAAAACUAAGAGGAGCUAUUAAGCUAUGAUCUUAUCUUCUUUCAUAAAAUGUAUGAAAAAAAUAAUUCUUUACAUUAAAGAUGAGAACACA